Colletotrichum godetiae is the source of this 1938-nucleotide messenger RNA. RefSeq names its product WD domain-containing protein. NCBI's taxonomy places the organism in Eukaryota, Fungi, Ascomycota, Sordariomycetes, Glomerellales, Glomerellaceae. Bases 160 to 1590 code for a protein of 476 amino acids. The record is from RefSeq and is a predicted model, not a curated record. Gene Ontology annotation, cellular component: Set1C/COMPASS complex. Gene Ontology annotation, molecular function: protein binding. The transcript is spliced from 2 exons.
AAGGCAGUCGCAUGCGCACGGCUGCACUCCAAUAAUUAAUCUUCUAAUCCGACCUGGGCAGCUCAAGCUUGCGACCUACACCAUCAUACCCCUCAAUCCGACGUACGCAACGCUCUUCUAGAUCGCCAGCUUGCGGCAGCAGCUAGGCCUCCCGCGAUCAUGAACUUUCUUCUCAGUAAUGAAGAGAAUGAGGCUAUUGCCGCGGUCGAGGCCAUCAACGCGAUCAACAAUACGAACACCAUCCGGUCUGGACAUUCAACAUGCCUACGAUUCAAUCGAUCGGGCGACCUCUUGGCCUCCGGUAGGGUGGACGGCACAGUGGUUAUCUGGGACAUUGAAACGAUGGGCGUAGCGAGGAAGAUGCGCGGCCACCACAGAAGUAUCACUUCACUGAGUUGGUCAAGGUGUGGUCGCUAUCUGCUGUCAGCGUGCCAGGGUUGGAAAGCUGUCUUGUGGGAUUUGAAGGAUGGCAAACGGUAUCGCGAGGUCCGUUUUCGGGCUCCGGCAUACAUCGCGGAGCUCAAUCCCUUCAAUCAUCACCAGUUUGUGGCCUCAAUCUUCGAGGAGCAGCCGAUACUCGUCGAUGUGUCAGAUGUGACCGAUGUCAAAUACCCCCUAAGCUCGGCACCGAAACGCCCCGAUAUUGACGGCGAACCUACCGAGAAACAACUAAAAGACGACGCGAAACAGAUGACCACCGUCACGAUAUUUACCUCCACAGGAGAGCAUAUCCUGGCGGGAACCAACAAGGGAUGGAUCAACGUCAUUGACGCCAAGACUCUGAAGACCAUAUACUCAGAAAAGCCAUGCAGCGGUGUAAUUACAACAUUACGGCUGAACAACUCGGGGAGAGUUCUCCUGAUUAACGCCCAAGACCGCGUUGUCAGAACCUUCCAUAUUCCGAAUCUCGCAACCGAGGAUCUCGAUCUCGAUACAAUACACUUCACGGAAGAGCACAAGUUUUCAGAUCAAGUCAACAGGCUGUCAUGGAACCACGUCACCUUCAGUUCCGCCUCUGAGUACGUCGCGGCAUCAACGUAUAACAACCACGAGAUAUAUGUCUGGGACAGGGGCAUGGGCAGCACAGGCCUGAUCAGAAUUCUGGAUGGCCCCAAGGAAGAACAAGGCGUGGUUGAAUGGCACCCGGAUCGGCCCUUCAUCGCAACGUGUGGCCUUGAGACGGGAAGAAUAUACAUAUGGUCCGUCAUACCCGAGCAAAAGUGGUCCAGACUCGCGCCCGACUUUGCGCAGGUCGAGGAGAACCAAGAGUACGAGGAACUAGAGGACGAGUUCGAUAUCUACGGCCAGGAGGAGCUGCAAAAGAGACGCCUAGACGCGGAGGAUGAGGAAGUGGAUGUCGUGACAUCGACCGUUAUCAAUGGACAUAUUAGCGAUGCUGGAGCGUUCCGUAUGCCGAUACUUUUCGAUCUCGGAGAGAGCGACAGCGAGGAAGAGUUCGUUGCGGUAUCUACCGGUACCAUGCGGAGAAGGAGUCCGGGUGCGGACGGUGAGAUACCGGAUAGCGAAGUCGUGGAGGACAAGAUGCAAUCUCGCAAAGGCAGGAUUGGUGGUAAAGGUCGGAGAAGAUGAAGCAAAUAAUACCCCAAGUUGUGGAUGGCUUCUACGCUGAAAGGCUUCUGAUGAACCAUGGUUGAAGCGUGGACGCCAAAAACGCGUGACAUAGCGUUGGAUCGCGUCGCCAUGGGACGAGCUUCGUUGGUAUGCAGACCCUUGCUCGGACUUUAGCGCGAUGGGGCUUGCAGUGAUGUAAACUUGAACGAUCCAGGACUCGUUAAAGCUCUCGAAGCUGGGCGGCUGCUUAAUAAUGACGGGAAUUCGACAGCCAUUGUGGGAAAUGCCGGACUAAGCGAGGGAGUCGAGUCUCAAAAGUUCUCAGCCAUCAAGGCUUGUCAACGCCAAUGUGAUCUUUACCGCUGC